ACAUCUUGGUGAAAAUACGAGCUCGAAGCGCCAGACAACGCAGGAUUCUGGGUUUCAAGGGGACGGUUUCUUUCGCAGUCCCCCGUCUGCCAGAUCUGAAGAGGGAUCUUGGCAUUGAAUAGAGAAGCAGUACUAUUCACACCGAUUGCUCUCCCCUCCUCCUCUCACCAUGUUCGGUUCCAAGAGGUUUUACUUCCCGACACGAUGGCGGAAUCAUAAUCUCCUGUACAUACUGAUGGGCGUUGAACUGCCGCUGGUGGUCAUCAUCCUAACAUUGACCGGUAUCGCGAAUCAUGACCUCUACCGCACGAAGCUCUGGCAGGAUGGCGCCGACAAUGGCUUCAACAGUAACCCAAAUGAGGCUCUCUACGCAGCGGCUAAUCACCGCCCGUUCACGACCCCGAUGGUUUGGAGCUCACUUAUCACCAAGUACAACCUCGUCCUCGGUAUCUUGGCUGUUUUCAUGUGGAUCACCAAGAUUCCACUUCACAUCCUUCACAUGCUCUACCCGCCCGUGUGCGCCUUUGUUCACGCUGGCUUGGUCGCUGUUUGGAUUUACUCAGUGCGGUAUCAAGCCGGCCCCGACAUGUCGGACCCCGACCACCCUCAGCCUGGCGCACCGUGGUAUAUCACCAAGAAAUGCUCCGUGGCCUACGUGAAGUCGAAUGUGCAUUACUGCCAGCAAGCAAAAGCACUAUUUGCGUUCUCCAUCAUCAUCAUUCUCUUCUACUUUGGCAUCGCCUGCCUCAGCCUACGCAACUGCAUCAUCACCGAGGAAGAGCGCAUGGAGAUCGAGGAGCGCCGGGAAGACGAGCGGGCCAUGAAGGAGUUCGAGGACUUUGUGCUCAAGUCGCCGGGCAUCCCCAUGACCACGAUGCAGCCCCUGGGCAUACCUCCCAAGUCCCCCAUGCACCACGUCACCGCGGCGCCGAGCGACGGCGGUUCGAGUUCGGACCUGCCCCUGCGCCAACACUUCAGCACCCCGAACCCACGGCGCUCGAUGCAACAAGACUCGACGGAGACGCUGUCGGGCCAUCAGCCCCAGCCGCAACCCUACUUCCCACCGCCACCGAAGAAGGCCGUCAAGAAUUGAGUCCGGUGGGAUCGUCGGUGAUGAAAGGACGAGUUGUUACUGAGCGGACGGGAUCGUUCAUGAAGCCGUGAAUCUGUCUGGCCGUGUGCAUAUUUCCUCGUCACGGUUCAAGC
Molecule: messenger RNA, 1206 nt
Organism: Aspergillus japonicus CBS 114.51
Lineage: Eukaryota; Fungi; Ascomycota; Eurotiomycetes; Eurotiales; Aspergillaceae
Exons: 3
Coding region: 170-1093 (307 amino acids)
Source: RefSeq, a predicted model, not a curated record